GGCAGAGCCGCGCUGCCGCCAUGGGGUGUUAGCGCGGCCGGGCCCGCUCCGCCGGAAAGAGCCGCCACCGCCCGCCGGCCCCGCUCCGCCUCGCCUCACUCUGCUCCGCUCCUCCGCCCCGAGCCCAUGAGCCUGAACGAGCACUCGAUGCAGGCGCUGUCCUGGCGGAAGCUCUACCUGAGCCGAGCCAAGCUGAAAGCCUCCAGCCGCACCUCCGCGCUGCUCUCCGGCUUCGCCAUGGUGGCUAUGGUGGAAGUUCAGCUUGACCCAGACCACGACUAUCCUCAGGGGCUCUUGAUAGCCUUCAGUGCCUGCACUACUGUGCUUGUUGCAGUUCACCUUUUUGCACUCAUGAUAAGUACCUGCAUCCUUCCAAACAUAGAGGCUGUUAGCAAUGUGCAUAACCUCAACUCUGUCAAGGAAUCUCCUCACGAGCGCAUGCACCGGCACAUUGAGCUCGCCUGGGCGUUCUCCACUGUCAUUGGGACUUUGCUCUUUCUUGCAGAAGUGGUGUUACUGUGCUGGGUCAAGUUCCUUCCUUUAAAGAAGAAAACUGACAACACCCCACAGAGCAACAGUUCUACCAUCACAUCAGGGCAGGCAGCAGCCAUUGCAUCGACGUCCAUCAUGGUGCCCUUUGGAUUGAUUUUCAUUGUGUUUGCAGUCCACUUCUACCGGUCACUGGUGAGCCACAAAACAGACAGGCAAUUUCAGGAACUCAAUGAACUUGCUGAAUUUGCACGGCUCCAGGAUCAACUGGAUCACAGAGGUGAUGCUGUCACCUCAGCUGUCACCAAUUUUGUGUAAACCUGUGCUUAAGAAAAUAAACCCACUCUUCUGCUUCUGCC
This is a messenger RNA of Camarhynchus parvulus, 848 nucleotides long. RefSeq names its product ORAI calcium release-activated calcium modulator 1 (gene ORAI1). Lineage: Eukaryota; Metazoa; Chordata; Aves; Passeriformes; Thraupidae. The record is from RefSeq and is a predicted model, not a curated record. Gene Ontology annotation, cellular component: membrane. Bases 127 to 807 code for a protein of 226 amino acids. Gene Ontology annotation, molecular function: store-operated calcium channel activity. The transcript has 2 exons. Gene Ontology annotation, biological process: store-operated calcium entry.